This is a messenger RNA of Nothobranchius furzeri (turquoise killifish), 4679 nucleotides long. NCBI's taxonomy places the organism in Eukaryota, Metazoa, Chordata, Actinopteri, Cyprinodontiformes, Nothobranchiidae. The record is from RefSeq and is a predicted model, not a curated record.
AUGUCCCGUCUUGCUGCAGGUCUUUUCACACUUCAGGUUCCUAAAGAAACAGCCGGAGAGCACUUUGAAGGCCUUCAAAUGCUCACAAGUCUCCUCGCUCCAAAAGGCACCCGUUCAGCAAAACCACUAGUGGAAGAUGUAAGCACAGCAUGCAGCGAAGGUGCUGAAGAUAACGAAGAGGAAGAUGAAGAGGAAUUUGACUGGCAGGUUGAACAGGAAGUUUACAAAGAGCUAUCUGUAGAAGAACUGAGUGCCCUGCAGAAGUAUGGCUUUGCUAAUCAGCGCUCCGGAGUAUUUGCGCGAUUACAGGAGGAACUCAGUGAGGUGAUCGACCUUCAGAACCCAGAGGGAACAUCAGCAGCAGAGCGGCGGCAGGCUCGACUGGAAGCAGAGGCCUCGGCUUUCUCUCCUGACCAUUACUUGGCUGAUUUGUUUGAAGAUGACGAGAUAAACCGGCUGCUGAAGUUCAGGCCAUGGUGGACAAAGCUGAGUGUUUCUACAGAGCAGGAGGGGGAAUCUGCUGUGUCAUUCUCAGAGGAAGAAAAAGAGCAGCUGAGAAAAUUCCCAAACCGCUCCUUCCUGCUGGACAAGCCAUCUCGUUCCCAAGCGUGGCUCGGCCUCGUGGACAUCCUGCUGGCUUACUCCUAUGAAGUGCGCUCUACAGAGGGGGAGCACAAUGUUGAGUCACCGUGGACUAUCAGAAAACUCAGUGGGACCUUGUGCUGGCUGGAGACGUACAGCUCCCUGCAGGAGGUCCUGGAGUCCUUUGGAAGGAGGGUGUUGUGCUACCCGCUCUACAGACACUUUGAUUUGGUCACCUCAGCGAUUCGUGACACAACUAAGAUUUUACAGUCAGGGAAGGCCUGCAUCCUCAAAUGUCUGCUGGAAAUCCACAAAGUCUUCCGACAGAACGAUCCGGCGUACAUGCUGAAUGAUCUGUAUAUCACAGACUACUGCAUCUGGAUCCAGAGGGUCAAGUCCAAGAAGGUGACGGCGCUCGUCUCCACCUUACAGAAAGCCUCGCUGCUGAAAAGGGACUUGAAGCUGGAGCUGGAUGAGCUUGAGAAUGCAGCGAGAAUGGUGAUGGAGGAGGAGCAGCAAGCCUCCAGCACUUGCAGUGACGGCAGCAGCGACUCAUCCAGCGAGAGCGAGGAGUCUGUGGCUGAAGGACGCGGCUGCUCUCAACCCGAGGAGAAGGGAGGAGGAGGAGGAGGAGGAGAGAUGUGUAGAGACAGCCCUCUACACCCCCAGCCCACCUCCUCUGCCUCUCCCAUCCCCCAGACACGCUUACGCUCAGUCUCCUCAGCAGAAAGGCGGGAAGCGGAGCCAGCCGGCUGCAGACAGCUGAUCCAGGAGUUGGGGGAGAUGCGGGUCUCUGCAGACCCCGCAGCAGAGAGCUGGAGCUUACAGAUGAGUGAUGCUGCAGCAGAGGAAACAUCUGGGACGUUGUUGGAGCCGAAUCCUCGUAAAAACCCUCUGCUCAUCGUUCAACCGCAGGAGGAUCCUGAACCGGACUUGGGCUAGAACAGGGCAUUGAUAAACUUGUACGCCUCUUUUCUUUUUUAAUGACCUCUAAACGUGAUCAUUUUAACCCGUGUUACAGUUUAUUUCCCCUUCAUGGUAUGCUGUUCCCCUAAUUAGUUGUUUGUUUUGGUUUAAUGAGCAUGGAUUUGUCUCAGAGGAGGUGAAACUUUUACAUCUGUCUUGAUUUUUCCUGUUUUACACACAAGUUUAAGAUUGUUGUGCAUUAUUGUUCCACUGCUGGAACAAUCUUUAAUGUUAAUGAGCUGUCUUAGCUGCACCCUAAGUGUGUGGCAGAGCCGUCCUUUACCUAAUAAAUAGCAGGAAAGCACUAACCCUCUCCUCAAGCCCCAGCAUUGAUUGAAGUGGGAAAGCCCGCCUGCACUAAACGGGGCAGCGGAGCCCGUCGGUGUGAUUGAUUCAUCCGGUGCAAACGGAGAAGCGCUGCCGACACAGCUCAAUAUCGUCGGCCGUGUCUAACAGGCGAGGGAAAACAAACAAGGGAAGCACAUGUCGGGCAGAUAGACGAGUGCUGCUAGCGAGGCGUUGGCACUGGGGUGCCUUCGUUUCACCGAUAAGAGCACCCUGGGGUGGAGGCAGCAAUGAGAUAGGUGGGCAGAGACGACCUUAGUGGAUCUCCCUUUGACUCAAGAGGGAAAUAAUAGUACACGUGUGAGAUAAACAGGCAGAAUUGGUGAUUUUUUUGUGAUCCUAAUUGGAUCCAACAGAGUGAGAGAGUGAGUGAUGUUGCUCGGCCACGGUGUUGCCUCGGGGGCUUUCAUGAGGAAUGUCAUCCAGCCUAAACGAAGCGGCUCCGGAGACGAUGGCUCCGUGUUUCUGCAGUGUUGUGUUACAGAGAUGGAUGUUGUAGUUAAGCGCCUCCCAAGAAGAGCCUGCCUCGUGCAACGCCCCCCAGGGACCAGCGCCAUCAUCAUCGCUGUGGCUGAAAUGAGUUACGUUGUGAAUGCGGGCUCAUUUCAAACCCCUUUUGUUCCGAGGACAUGAGUUCUGAGGCCGAGAGCCCCCGCGGGCCCGGGCUCGCUCUCCCUGCUGGGCUUUCACAUUGAUUAAGUGACACGAGCCUCCAAUGUCGUUUUUCAUCUGAAAGUGCCUCCUAUAUUCCUGCGUUAGCGCUGCUGUCUAGCGGUCCGACUCCAUCUGGCCAGUUGUGUCGCUUCUUUUGCAAUUAAUUCUCUUCUGGAUCAGACGUUUAUAAAGAGGCUAGGCUACGGUUUAAUGAACAUCGCUGAUGAUUAUACAAGACAAUAUUUGACUUGAGUUUGAUUAAUCAACCCGUUACUGGUGUAGUGGGUCCCCCACCGACCCUAAGGGGUUGAGUACCUGGUCUCAUGUCUGCAGGACUGAUUUUGUUGUCGUAAACCAGUUAGUCCCAGCAGGUGUUAAACAGCAAAGGUGCAACCAGAUUAAAGUCAUGAGAUUAAGAGUUAAAGCUGGACAUGGUUUUAGUCAGAAACCAGUAGCAAUCACUGGUUUUAUGGCAGUAGAUGAAGUUUACAGCGAAGGCCCGUAGUCCAGUUCACCCAGACUAACAACUUUAUUGUUUUAACUCACAUAAUUGUGAUGUUUAUUUGUAAAAGUUGAGAACUAGAACAGUUGUGGUUGGUCACACUGUCCCUGAGAAUCUGCUCGUGAGUCCCAAUGUCCAUCAAUCAGUGCUUUAAAAGGGAAAACGUUCAUGCUAAUGUACCUCAGUCCCCCGAUGGGCACGGGUCUAAGAGACUGAAUUUGACUGAUAAAUGUUCAAAAACAGUACCUGAAAAGUAACACGAUACUCUAUAGAACAGUCCAGGUAUCUGAGAAAAGCCCAUGUUGCGUACCGGUGUUGUGCCAUAAAUCGACUCGCUGCCAAAAAAUGAUUUGAAUAAUGAUUGAAUAAAUAUAAUAUAAUAUUUAGGUAAAUUUAACCCUUUACGGGUGACCAGGACACUGUAAUCAACUUUUGGCAAGGGAAAUGAUCUUUUUUUGCCAUUUUUGGGGUGUUUAUGAUGAUACAGUAGACAGUAUGAGUACAAUAACAUCAACAGACAAUACAUAAAACCCUUAUUUGGUCAAUUUUAGCCUCCAUGAAAAACUGAGCGAUUCAAUCACGUUUUGGCAAGUAAAAUGCCAUUUUUGUUGUCUAAAAUUAAAUCAUCAAUAAAGAAUUUAAAGAUAUUUUGAGGCGUUUCUUAUAGGUAAACAGGAGGGUAUGGUCACUAUUUGGCAAGUGACAAUCUUAAUUUUAUGUGCUGAAGUGCUUUUGUUACUUUUACAUAGAGCAAAGUAAUGUAUAGAUAGUAACCUACACAGUGUCAUUAAAGCCCAAGCUUGAUCAGUUUAAAUACUAUUUUUCAAGUAAAAAUGUGCCCCAAACUAGUUAACCGUGGCUCCAUGUCAAGUGGACUAAAGAAAGGAAGAGGAAAAAAUCAAAUCACUGGAGAAUUGUUUAUUUCCAUUUAUACAACGUUUGAACUUACAUUCAAUACAGGGCGCCAUUUUACAUUAUUUAUUUUUUAGUAUCAAGGCUGUAACAUAAAGAUAGCCCAUUCUUACCACAAACCAUCUUUCGAUCGCAAAUAUUGCAAAAAGGAUUAAUAUAUCCUCAUUGUGAACGUUUAAGACAAAUAGCAACACUUAAAACUACUUCCGAACUGGAAAAACUAAUAUCUGCGAUAAACAUCUGUUUAAGUACCGGAAGAGGUUAUCUUUGCUUUCUGAAUGUCCAUAUUGCUAGAUAUGCUGAGUUUUAAGGCGAAAUCCUGGGGAAUUUCAUCUAGAAAUGCAAUUACCCUAACCGUGCGCGAUCCCGCGGUGGCUAAUCAUUUUUUGGCAGCGAGUGGAUUUAUGGCACAACACCGGCUCACUCCCACCCACCCGUUUGGGGCAACAGUGUUGAGUUAACCACAGACGUGAUUCUGUGGUGUGAAACUGAAACACUGAUUGUUCAAUUAAACAUCCUGGUUGUCGGCCCUAGCCUCCCGGGUUUAAGUGGAAACGCACAUCACUGUCUGAGCUGUAACUCGUGUCUCAUCCACAUCUUUCCUCUGUGGCGUUCUAGAUGAAUCCACUCCGCUGUCCUUUAUCUAACUCCACUUUCAGCCAGUUUUCUGUAACUGCAGAGGCUUUUAAUCUGUUUUUAAUAAAAUAUGUUGAAUGGC